ACUCAUCUCUGAUGGAGUCUCCUGAAUUCUUUGGUCCCGUCGAUAUGUUCUUAGGUUUAUGUGAAGACUGCAAUUCAAAUUUACGAAUUGCGUUCUCUGUGUUUUUCAUUUAAUUUAGAGAAUUAACGUAAUACUGUCAGAAUUAUUCGGAGUCAAAUGGAAUUCUGUAUAGAAAUCAUGGUAUUAUAAAAAUAUUCAUUACGAUCGAUUGAAGGCAACGAGUGGAGUAGGUUAUCAGUGAGAUAUGUUUGUGAUGUAACUAUCCCCUCUACUGAGCUUACCACUGGACUUUUGCUCUCAAGAAUCAACGGAGCAUUUAUUACUGUUUCAUUUAAUUUUAAUUAAUUUCUACAUUACCCUCUCAUUAGAAGAAAAUGUCUCGUGUACUCGUGGGUGUAAAGAGAGUCAUCGACUAUGCAGUUAAGGUACGCGUGAAGCCUGACAAAACAGGAGUCGUUACCGACGGGGUAAAGCACUCCAUGAAUCCAUUUGAUGAAAUUGCAAUUGAGGAGGCAGUUCGAAUGAAAGAAAAGAAAAUAGCCCAAGAAGUUAUCGCCGUAAGCUGUGGACCAAGUCAAGCACAGGAAACUUUAAGAACAGCUUUAGCCAUGGGGGCUGAUCGUGGGAUUCAUGUAGAAGUGACUGGUCCAGAAUAUGAAACCUUGCAGCCUAUACAUGUGUCCAAGAUACUGGCAAAAUUAGCACAAGAAGAAAAAGUAGAUUUGAUCGUACUUGGAAAACAAGCAAUCGAUGAUGACUGCAACCAAACUGCACAAAUGACUGCAGGAUUUUUAGAUUGGCCGGCUGGAACAUUUUGUAGCAAGAUUGAGCAUGGUACCGGGGAAAUAACGGUUAUACGCGAGGUCGAUGGAGGAUUAGAAACAUUGAAACUUAAGAUGCCAGCAGUUUUGAGUGCUGAUCUGCGACUCAACGAACCUCGUUAUGCUACUCUUCCAAAUAUUAUGAAAGCAAAAAAAAAACCAAUUAAGAAAGUAAUUCCAAAAGACUUGGGAGUAGACACUACUCCUAGAAUUAAAGUCAUUUCGGUAGAAGAACCACCAGUUCGGCAGGCUGGGAGCAUUCUGCCGGAUGUUGAUACAUUAAUAGCCAAAUUAAAACAGGGUGGUCACAUUUGAAAAGAAAAAUCAAUAAUUAGUCAAACAAGUGGAAUAAUUGUAAGUAAAUAAUGAUUCAUAUUUUACAUCAAACUGCAAAUGAGAUAUUCAUUGAUAUUUGGAUUUCAGAAGCAUUUAUAGAAGAUAUAUUUUAAUACAGCUACAUUACACAGGGAAAGCAAUCAUUGUAACUUUGGUUUAUCUUUUAUUUUUUAAUAAAAUAUUUUCAUAUACACGUAUAGUAUAUUCUCUUUGGUAAACAUAACGGUAAGGAUCGUGCCAAUGUUACUGAUAUUCAUAUAUAAUAUGUACUUAUUAUAAUCUGUAAAAGGUGAAAUUGCAUUAACUGCUGUAAAUACAUGUUUUUAACACCA
Molecule: messenger RNA, 1489 nt
Organism: Orussus abietinus
Lineage: Eukaryota; Metazoa; Arthropoda; Insecta; Hymenoptera; Orussidae
Gene: Etfb
Product: electron transfer flavoprotein subunit beta
Exons: 3
Coding region: 375-1136 (253 amino acids)
Cellular component (GO): cytosol
Molecular function (GO): electron transfer activity
Source: RefSeq, a predicted model, not a curated record